Molecule: messenger RNA, 1102 nt
Organism: Cadophora gregata
Lineage: Eukaryota; Fungi; Ascomycota; Leotiomycetes; Helotiales; Ploettnerulaceae
Exons: 2
Coding region: 206-1102 (298 amino acids)
Biological process (GO): carbohydrate metabolic process
Molecular function (GO): hydrolase activity, hydrolyzing O-glycosyl compounds
Source: RefSeq, a predicted model, not a curated record
GACGAGAGACCGAAAUACUCGGCGAUUGUCGUACGGAUGGGUGAAAACGAUGUUGACGUUCAGUUGUAUAAGUAUGCCUUCAAUGUCUGAAGUAAUUUGAUUCUCCAGGCUCUUCGUCUUCAUCCAAUCCUUCUCCUUACAACACUCUUUCAGUCAUUUUCAUUAUCAACAGUUCCUUGAACACUCCUUUACUUCAUCCGUAAACAUGCCUUCAUCCAAGCUUCUCGCUACGCUUCUCACUCUGGCACCUGCCAUCAACGCCGCCAUCCCUCAAGUUCCAGGCUUCAAUAUAACUUGGAGUGAUGAUUUUGUCGGAACUGCGAAGAGUCUGCCAAAUCCAGCAAAUUGGCUAGUCACAACUGGUACCUCCUACCCAGGCGGUGCUCCUCAGUUCGGAACAGGCGAAAUCCAAACAUACACCAGCUCACCCAACAACCUUGCCCUUUCCGGAAAUGGCACACUAUCUAUCACUCCCCUCCGCGACGCAGCAGGUGCCUGGACAUCAGCCCGUAUCGAGACCCAACGUACAGACUUUCAAGCAGUCGAGGGAGGCAAGAUGCGCAUCCAAGGCAGCGUCGCCAUGCCCGACAUCACUGGCACAGAGGCGAUAGGCUACUGGCCCGCAUUCUGGACGCUCGGCGAUCAAUUCCGUGGAGUGUUCACCAACUGGCCUAUUGUUGGCGAGUUUGAUAUCAUGGAGAACGUCAACGGGUUGAACAAUGUUGCUGGCACUCUACACUGCGAUGUCAAUCCCGGCGGAGUAUGCGACGAAACCAACGGCAUCUCUUCUAAAUCGCCAUGCGGCAGCGGCGCCCCCUGCCAGGGAAACUUCCACACAUUCGCCGUUGUGGUCGAUAGAAGUGUCAGUCCUGAGACGCUCAGCUGGGAGGUCGACGGAACUACUUAUCAGACUGUGACAGAGACUCAGUUGGGAAGUGAGCUUUGGGCUACUACGGUGCACCACGGCCACUUCAUUCUACUGAAUUUGGCGAUUGGUGGAUCUUUCCCGAACAAUGUUCAGGGAAGCACGACACCGAUCGAGGCGACUAGACCAGGGGUUCCAAUGAGAGUCGAGUAUGUGGCUGUUUAUAACAGUAUUUGA